Fomitiporia mediterranea MF3/22 is the source of this 2416-nucleotide messenger RNA. RefSeq lists its product as uncharacterized. Bases 205 to 2331 code for a protein of 708 amino acids. Gene Ontology annotation, molecular function: DNA binding. Lineage: Eukaryota; Fungi; Basidiomycota; Agaricomycetes; Hymenochaetales; Hymenochaetaceae. The transcript is spliced from 2 exons. The record is from RefSeq and is a predicted model, not a curated record.
GUAGAGGUGAAUUUAAAUGAACGUCGGACACGAAGAGGAGUUUAUCGUGUCAUUCAAGAAAGUGAAGGAAGUGACGAGGACGAAGAAGUGGAAUCCGUCGACGAUCUUCUUUAUCCCCGCGAAAGUCUACCAGAUGCCCCAGCGUCAUCGCGACCCACGUCUCCCGAACUCGCGUCGUCUCGGGAUGCUUCCCCAAACCCGUCUAUGCUGUUGUCACGGAAGAGACGAGGACGACCUUCCAAAGACGACCCUGAGUCCGCCAGUGCAUCGGUAACAGAGAAGACAUCUUUCAAGUCAGUCAUCACGACACGUGGACAGAAGGCCAGGGAGGCUUCGAUGUCAAGCAGUCCUUCACAGGGUCGUUCCGCAUCCGCCGUAUCCGAGAAUACCGGGACUUCAGGUUGUGCUUUCAACCUUCGUUCACGUCGAUCUGAGUCAGCGGUGGCAUCCUUGUCGAUGACACAGGUGACAAAGCCCCGCGGCAGACCGCGGAAGUAUCCCUUACCAGAGGGCUCAACGUCUUUCCAGGUCAAAGAGGAGACUCCGGUAGAUACGAGUCUUUCAACUCGUGGCCGAUCCUCGACUGCGUUGAAGGCAACAGCAAUGGAAGCUGUAACCCCUGACAAAGAGGUGUUGAAGCAGAAGAAAGCUCCCUCUGUACCUUCUUGCAUGACCUGCCUGAAUCCCUUACCGGCUGAGGACAUAGAAGAUGUGUCCCCUGUGAAGGGAAAGGGUAAAGGCAAAAGCAAGGCAAAAGCUAAGGAAAUAGAGAAGGAUUGUCAAAGAUGCGCGCGUCAUCUUGCAAUUUGGGGCGCUCGGUGGCCUCAUCGUAUUCCGACAUCAGCGUCCUACGUUGCACUGACCCGCGAGAAUACUCCUUCUGAUUGUGCAGACAGUGCUUCUCGUACAUCUGUAUCUGCUGUAGACAUGAGACUUGCAGCAGCACGUUUCGCUCAACUCAGGCUCAUUAAGGAACUGGAACAGGAGGUUCAAGUGCGGGCAGAGUCUAUACCCUCGAAAGGAUUGGUCGCCGGAAUGAAACGAAAGAGGAAGGAAAUGGCACCAGAGAUUGACCCACGAACACGCGCAGUGAAACCAUGUCCACCUGUCAAGACUGUUAAUGUCCGAGGUGCGAAGGUCAAAGACGAGCAUGCGGAUGAAGUACCUCUACACGGUCCAAUUAAGAAAAGAGCUAUUGAACAGAUCACCAAAUCGACCAUUAAUGGUGCUCGUGCCUCUUCGGCGAGCCGUCAGCGCAACAAUAGUCGACCUCCUACUACAGACGAAGCGGCAGCAUGUUCUGAGGGUCAUCGUAUGGAUGAUGAAUACGAUGACCGUCGAGAUAAGACAUUUUGGCCAGCACUACCACCUCUUCCUCCCGUAGGCGAGGGCAUAAAGCGAACAGGUUUAUUGAACCUGCGCCCCAACCCAAACCUCGUAUCACGUUGGCGCACCAGUCCUUUGCGCGCAGCACACUCGUCCGAUAGUACUCCAACGCUCAUUGAUGAUGAUACAGAUGAGACUGCCUCAGAUGGACACCCACCCACCCCAGAAAAUAACGGCGGCGCUACACCGGAAGUAGUCGACGAAGCAGAACGACAGGCGCGCCACCUAUCUGUUGUGUGCGACCUUCCACCCCUUUCGGACGAGGAUGAAGAAGUGGAUGACGAUGGUGAUGUAGUCGAGAAGAAAAAUUCGGUCUCGACACUCAAGGGCCUCGGUCUCAUUUCACGACCGAAUCCUUUGGUGUUGUCAAAGCGCAUUUGGGCACCUCCAGCGCUCAUUGCAGAUCCUGACUGUGAAGAAUUAACACACUCAUCUUCUCCAGAGCAGAUAAGACCGAAGAGGCGUCGUAAAAUUCAAGAAAUGGAUGAUCAACGUAUGGUUGUUGACAGUGCCCCUUCGAGCCCCACUGACCGGACCUCUCUUUCCGACUUGUCCAUCCGCGCCUUUGAAUCGAGAGUGAAGAAGGGUAUGUUUGAUGACUUUGACGCAUCUUCAGGAGAAGAGGAUGUGAUUCUUCCUGGGCCGUCCAAUUCAAAACUUUAUCUCUUGCAUAAUAAAGCAUUCAGUACCCCCGAUUCCACACGGACACCAUUGCAAGCCUCGCCAGCUCCAGAGACUGAACGGACCGCCGUCGCGAUACAUCAUACUCCGCCGAGCGUUACCCUCACUUCUUCUCCUUCGUUAGCGAAGAUACUGAAUCAACCCGUGCUCACCCUCGGUCCUCUACAUUCCGACUUUCUACCACCUUCGCCGGUUCCGGUUCGCUCCCCGAUGCUCGUUACUACCUCGUGGGAUGCAUGGGAUGAAUCAGACACUUCUGCUUGACUUUAUCGAACGAUCGACACGCAAUUGUAAUUUAUUUACCAACCAAUCACCAUUUGUCCCUUUCCAGCCAAUACACAGUGGUCUC